AUUCAUUUUAGUUAUAACACAGAAUAUUUAUCACAAUCCAUGUAUUCAUCAUUGAGUUGUUUUUUUUUAGAAUUAUCAUUGUUGUCAACCGAGUUUUUUUUAUAAGUAUUUUUCUCAUUAAAUUAGGUUAACCUCUGAUGACGAUGAUGAUGAUGAUGAUUGUAUACAUGAAUGCUGUUCGUCACUUCAUCGUCAUUUUCAAGAAUGGAUUUUGUUAAAUUUGAUUGGAUUCAUUUUUUGUGAUCAAUUUUGUUGAUUUUAAUUUGAUUGUUAAAAACCUGGAAUAAAUAAAAAGAAACAAUUAGUAUGAACAGAAUGGAUGUUAACCACCUUCACCACCACCACCAUCAUCAUCAUCAUAUUCAUAAUAAUCAUCUUUCAUCCAACAAUCAGUAUCAUUAUGGUCCUCAUUCAGUGAAUCAUUUGUUAAUUUCGACAUCAAAUCAUCCAGUUCAACAUUCGACUAACAGAUUAAACGAUUUGGUACUACACGAUAAUGGAGACAAUAAUUAUUCGCUAUUAACUUGCAAAUCUGCCAAUAAUCAGACAGCUAUCCGAAAUCUUCGCUUAAAAAUGCAUGAAAUUCAUUUGGCCUAUAUCAAUAGCGAUCAAUGUGAAGCUAAAAUGAAAUUACGAAAACGAUUGGAAAGUUUAAUCGAUGAAUAUCUAAUGAUUGUACGACAUACAGAUAAAUUUACAUUCAGAGAAUUUCGUGAUUGUUUAGAAACCACUUGUAAAAAAUCAAAUUUUGACCCAGAAAAAGUUAUCGCAGCUUUUGAAUUAGUAGAACGAUAUGCUCUCAAUCUGCUGAAUUAUCCAUGGCGUCAUGAAUAUCAUAAAAUAUUUGCCUUUGGAUACUUUCGACUAAUCAAAUGUUCUUUAUCCGGACAUUCUGAAUUGUUGCAAUUAAUUGGCUAUAAUUAUGAUCCAUCAUUGGAUAUUUAUGUCUUGACCGAAAUGCCCAUUGAUCCGGAUAAAAUGAUUGCCAUUUCGUUUGAUUGUUUAGUUUCAAUUGUGGAGAUACAAAUCAUGUUGGACAUCAAGACCAAAUGUCCAGAUAAAAUGUCCUGGAAUGAUAUUUAUUCCAUUAGGUGCCAAUAUAUUUGUAAUGUGCAAAGUGCCGUACAGAUUUUUUGUGAUCUAAAACGUAACAACAAAUUAACUGAACUGAGUUUAGAUCUGGAUUUUCCCGAUUAUUCAAUGAAAACAUUUAAUAAACUUGACCUGUGGUUACCGAUAAAUUCCACCAUUUGUUCGACAUCAAAAGACAAUAGUCCACAACAUAAUAAAUUGAGUCCCGAAAUCAUUUUACCACCACCGCCCAGCUAUCUGGAAAGUGAUUUAGAUAUGAUUGAUUUCAUCGAUUCAUCAACACCAAAGCAGAACGAACAAACUAGUUUUAAAACCAAAAGUAAUACUGAAUAUGUCUGUCAUACGGCCUUUAUAGACGAUUUGAAAUCUACAAAUACGGCAACUCGAAGAAUAAUAUCAGGAAAUUUGAAGCCAAACAAUUCUGACUCACAACAAACAAAUUCUCCAUCAAAUCCAAACUCUUCUUUUUUGUAUCGUUCGUCACCAAAAGACAACGAUAUUAAUCCUACUAAGCGAUCAAUUUCAAAAGAAAAUCUAUUAAAUAACCAUAAACAGCUAAUUGAACUUGAAGAAGACAAUAAUUUCCAACCAUUGCAUCCUGAACCAACCAAAUCAAUUAUGUCCAAUGGAUGGUCAUGUACAUCCUGUACAUAUGUUAACGAUGAAAUUGUCGAAAUAUGCAUAAUGUGUCAUCGUAGUCGAACAAAAGGCAAUGAAUCCACACCAUUGAUUACUGGUGGUCGACAAUGUAAUAAAUGUACAUUGGUCAAUGAUAAAAAAGAAAAAUUCUGCACAGCAUGUGGAACAUCGUUGGCCGAUUCACCGACAUACAUUUGAUAUGAAUGUCUUGAAAAAAAAGACGACAAAAAAAACUACUAGUUGCUGUGAUAAAAAAAAUGCAUUAAUGUUUAAUCACUGAAUUUGAGUUUAUUAAUAUAUAUUGAUGAUUUAUAAUUCAAUUAUUUGUUAAACAUGAGUAUGUGUAUUUGUUUCCGGUUAACCAUCAAAAAAAAAGUUUCUUUGAUGAAAAUAAAAUAAUAGCCCAAUUAA
Messenger RNA from Dermatophagoides farinae (American house dust mite), 2142 nucleotides. RefSeq names its product PUB and ZnF_RBZ domain-containing protein tamozhennic (gene tamo). The record is from RefSeq and is a predicted model, not a curated record. Lineage: Eukaryota; Metazoa; Arthropoda; Arachnida; Sarcoptiformes; Pyroglyphidae. Gene Ontology annotation, cellular component: cytoplasm.